Molecule: messenger RNA, 450 nt
Organism: Adineta ricciae
Lineage: Eukaryota; Metazoa; Rotifera; Eurotatoria; Adinetida; Adinetidae
Source: the annotation of a GenBank genome assembly
AUGUCGCCUGUAACGCUAAUACCUUUGCUCAUUAAGACACACACAUAUCCUACCGACGACAACUCGAUCAAUAUAAUUAACAUUCAAUGGCACGCACAAAACAAACAGCACGCCGCACGUAAAUCGGCCCCAUCAACUGGUGGCAUCAAGAAACCCCAUCGUUUUCGACCAGGUACAGUCGCUUUACGUGAAAUUCGUCGUUAUCAAAAGUCAACCGAAUUACUCAUUCGUAAAUUACCAUUUCAACGGCUUGUUCGUGAAAUCGCCCAAGAUUUCAAAACCGAUCUACGUUUUCAAUCGGCAGCUAUCGGCGCACUUCAAGAAGCAAGUGAAGCUUAUUUAGUUUCACUUUUCGAGGACACAAAUCUAUGCGCUAUCCAUGCUAAACGGGUUACGAUCAUGCCAAAAGACAUUCAGCUGGCACGACGAAUUCGUGGCGAACGAGCUUAA